Molecule: messenger RNA, 12333 nt
Organism: Coturnix japonica (Japanese quail)
Lineage: Eukaryota; Metazoa; Chordata; Aves; Galliformes; Phasianidae
Gene: MGAT3
Product: beta-1,4-mannosyl-glycoprotein 4-beta-N-acetylglucosaminyltransferase
Biological process (GO): N-acetylglucosamine metabolic process
Cellular component (GO): membrane
Molecular function (GO): beta-1,4-mannosylglycoprotein 4-beta-N-acetylglucosaminyltransferase activity
Source: RefSeq, a predicted model, not a curated record
UCCAAAGAGGAAUAGAUCAGCUACUGUGGGAAAGAGAGCGUCCUGCCAAACCCCAAGUGGUUGGUGAUGGAUGGGGGAGGUAGGAAUGCGGGGAUGGAGGGCCAGCUCUUCCCUGUGGCCACUAGGAUCUUCCUGCUGCUCUGUGGCCUCAUUACUUAUCAUCUUUCUGGGGCUAAGUGAGUAACCUUCGCUGCCUAAUUUGGAGAGCUUUUAUCCUGGGGGGCACAAACAACUGCCACCCCUUCACAACUAACCAAAGACGACAUGGUUUAUUCCUGCCUUUGUGGUCCUGUGCACUAAGCCCAUCACCGUGGCAUCAGGUGCUUCUUGCUUGUGUGAUCUGGUGCACCACUGCCAUAUGCCCUCAGCUCUGAGUUUGAUCUUAGUUGCUCAUUUUGGUGCUAUUCUCAGGAUUCUUGACUUGCUCAGCAGAUGUGGACUGCCUGCCAGGGUCUGCUUUGAAAGCACUUUGUCUUCUAGAUGUGUCCUUGAGAUGUUCUUCUUCCCUGAUGCUUCCAGAAACUGGCUAGCUCACAGCAGUUGACUGUGAGCCUCACUGGAGCCUUGGUUAGAUGAGCCCUGCUCGAAAAGUGGCCUGUCCCUUUGAGUGUCUGAGGAUGCAACUACAUGAUGCAGCAGUGACGGUGAGAAGUGAAUAGCUGUCAUCCAGGAAGUUUCUGCUGUCAGACACUUAUUCUCAUCCUUAGGCACUUCUCUUGAAGUUUUUUUUAACUCAGAUUGGCUGCUGAUUUGGAUUUCCAAUGUGAACUUUCAUACUGACAGCCUAGGGGUGAUGAGCCGUGAAGGUGGUGAGUGAGGAGUGAGAACCUAUGAAACCACCUCCAUGCUUCCGUAAUGCACCGCUUGGUCUUUGAAAGCAGACUUUUUUAUCCUCAAAGUGGCCAUGCCCUGUCUCUGUCUGCAGUACAUUGAGUCUAGCUGACAAUUCUCACAUACUUCUUUGAUUUUCCCAUGGCCUCCCUGAGGACAGAAGUUGCUUUUGUGUAGUCUUGUCCCUGUUUCCUUUUGGAUUCAUGAUGGACCAUUCCUUCCCUGUAAGAAAUCAGUCAGAAAGCAGUGGAACUAGCAGACUCCAUUUUGUGUUCCUAUAAUCACUGCACACGUGAAGCAGAGAGCAACAGCGCUGUGUUUGGCUGGGAGAUAGGCUUUGCAUCCUUGGGUGUGUGUGUAUGUAUGUGAGCACGUGUCCUGGGACCCGAUUUUGGGGCCAAGUGGUGAUGCAGCCUGCAGAGUCAUCACAGCACUCUUCAGGAAAGUAAAUGUUGUGAGGAGGCUGAGGAAGAGUCCUUCCAGGAUAACAGGCAUAAGUGAAGGAGAGAAGAGGACAAAAGUGCUGUUUUCCCUUUAGUGGAAAGAAUGCUUAGCCUAGUGAUGCUAAAAAAUCAAAAUUGUGCUUUCUGAGAGCAUCUGAAGGAUGAGAACGUGCUGAGGCAUCUCUAGCAUGCUGGAAAUCCCUAUGGUGGGGCUGGCUUUGGUUAGAGAGAGAACAUUAGUUACUAGGGAGCCUAGCACAGCUGAAGGAUACUGAGAAGAAUAUUUGUUAGAUUCCCGUGGACUUAGAAAUCCAGCUUGAAGUUUUCUUUAGCAUGCAGUACUAUACCCUUGUGAUAGCCAAGUAGUUCUUGGAUAAAAUUAAAUUGGUGUCUCGUAGGCUGUUAUUGGAUUUCAGUAGAGUUUUUUAGUCUUCUUUGAGGUGAUCUUCUUUUAAACUGGGGGCUGGAGAAUUAUAUAAUUAUGCUGCUAUUAGUAUUAUGGUAGUUACAGUAAGAACAAGCUGUUCGAAUGAAGAGUUUUAUAAUGGACUCUGAAGGUGUUUAGACGUUGGUUUAUUCUUGUGACUUUAUGGAAGAUCAGUCUUGAGACAGAAUGCUGUCAACAAAGACCACUUUAUCUCUAGGUCCCACAUGCUGUGUUCUGAGAGUUGAGAGCUGUGUUGUUGUGGAGUACAUAGCUGUCAAGUUGGACUCAUCGCUCCUUGUGCAUCCCUUCCAACUUGGGAUAUUAUAUGAUUCUGUCUUACUGUGGCUGAAGAUAUGGCAUCUAAAAUAGCUAAGGCUGCCCACUAAAGAGCAGGGCAAGACAGGUGAAAAUGGUCAAAACAGUGGAAGACUACAGAAUGUGUGGAGUCCAAAGGUACUGCUCCUCUGAAGGGUAGAAAGCUGGGCUGACACAGAAUGUAAAAAGCUUAGAUCCCUAUGUUGUGUCCAUCUUAGUUUCUCCAUUUUAGUUUCUUUACAUACCAGAUCAUAGCUGCAGGCUUGGAGCACUCUGGUCUCUUGUAAGAGUGCACAGAGGAGGAGAAACCUUUCUUUUUCACCACUGAUGCUACUUGUUAGUUGAGGCAUUGCAAAGCCUUGUGCACAAACCCAUUGUUGGUGGUUGUCAAGUAUGGCAUGUGUUGGAGAGGCGAAGCAGUGCCUUGGUUUUUCAGUUGUGUUCUGAACAGCCUUACCUUGGCCUUGUAUAGAUUCACCCUUCAGUUUUCUUUUUUCCAUCCAUCUUUCUUCCUGUCUUGAUGACUUCCAUUGAUGAGUGGAUGGCAACUCUGGAAGCCAACUGGUGUGGUAACACCUGACUGAGAGCAGACACCUUAUCAUAUAAUCAUGGAAUCAUAGGAAGGCUGAGGAUGGAAGAGACCUCAAGGAUCAUCCAUUUCCAACCCACUUCCAUGGCCAGGGCUGCUAACCAGGCACCGGGUCGGUUUGCCCAGCCUCCAUCCAGACUAGCCUUGAACAAAUAUUUCUGCUUGCCCCUUUGUUGAAAGGAAAAGAAGAUAAUUAAGACAGAGCCUAGUUUUCCCUUUGGCUGACCUUAUCAGAAGGGUAACUGUGCUUAUGGCUCGCUCCAGCUGGCUGUGCUGGCAUUGAGUCAGUGGCACCUUGUGGUCAAUUGCCUCAAAGCUGCAAAGGAAAUGCGUAGCAUGAGGUAUUGCUGCUUUGCAUUAGGACUGUGGGCAGUAGCUCAUAAUGAAGAUGGCGGAAGAAUAUUGUAUUUCAUCCUUGAAAUGUGGAUGGAAGUUGAUAUGGGCCUGCCUAUGUUCAAACCACCUUGUACUGUGACCCUGAGAGAAACUUCCUGCUAACAUCCUUGUACUUUGCAGUUCCCAAUAAUAUCAUGGCGUCCUUCACGUGAGGGAAAUGCUGAGCCCUACCUACCUUCUGUUACAUUCAUGCUUCUCUUCACUUUCUCUGCUGCCCAGCUUUGUAGGAUAAUCUUCUCUUCUUAUCCUUAAGCAAGGCACAGUCCUGCUGUUCUUGAGCUCGUUACGUUUCUGCUGCAAACGAAUAGUAGUUCUUCCUUCUGUUGCUGUUUGCAGAUCAAAAGCAGUUCAAGAUUUUAAUCUUUUAAGAUACUGUGGCCCUGAUGAUGUGUGGUACUCCGAGAGUAGGUUGACUUAGCACUGAAGAAGUGCUAGUGCCCCAGAGGCUAUGUAUUGUGCAGCCAGUGCCCUGUUGUAUGGCCCUGUGCCAGCGUCCUCUAGAGGAGAACAUUAGGACUGGUGAAUUGGCAGCUCUUAGCUGUGCAUAUCUUUCUCCGGCUCCUUGAAAUCAGGAUAUGAUUUCAGGAUGGUAUAAAUCAACUGGUCACUUGAUAUAAUGGCAAAGUAAAACUGUAACAGGUGCCUGGGGAUAACUCAUACGCUUUCCUCUUCUGAAAGCCAUUUCCUUGCAUGGCAGAGACAUGCAUCUUCAAGCAAGGAAAUACCAAGGUUGUCCCUUUCAAAGAGGAGCUUUCAGCUCCGCUUGCUGAGACUGAAUGCUCCCGAAGCUGUUUAUAACUGCAUGUUCCCUAACAAGCUUUGGAAGGAGCUGGCUGCCUGUGCCCCUCCUAGCUUUUUCUUCUGCUUGCACGUUAAAGCUUUUAUUUUUCAUGCUGUUGUUUUUAACCUGACAGUAACUUGUUCUCUCUUCCCUAUUUUUUUUUUUUUAAACUCUUUUUCGUUUUUUCCCCCUCCUCACUCAAAAUUGUCAUAAGGGAGAUCUCUCCUCUUCCUCUUUUCUGUGUUCCCAGUAACUGAUGACUGCUUUGUGCCAGAGCAGCUGGGGUUCCUUAUGACAAGCUGAGAUGUCUCCCUGCCCUUCCUCAUUUCAGCUACACAUAAAUGUUCUGGGUGGGGAAGGUGGGUAAUAAUGCUUUCCUCCCCUGCUGGCCUUUGUCUCCAAUUAGCCACUGCUCAAAGCACAUCUUUUCCUGCAGUGCUGAUCAGAUGAUAUGGGAAGGGAUAUGUGACAGAUGGCUCUCGGCGUCUCAGCCCACCCAGGGGUGGAUGAGCUCUCCACUCCCUGGCAGAGGAAUCCCUGGCAUGUGAGAAUGGAGGUGGUUCCCAGGGAAGAGGUUUUUGAAGAGGACACAGCUUUAUUCUUUGCUUCCCUCUUUUGAAGAAGGGAUAAGGAGUAGGUUCGUGUUCCCACUCCUUCACAAAAGCAACUGAGCAGUGAAAACUGCCUCCUGGGAAAUGUCAGCAGCGGAACAGCAGAGGGUACUGUAGGGCCAGCUUGCUUUGGCAGAGCUGCAGGGCAGGCUGCAAUAACAAGGAGGCAAUGCAGCCAUGCACUGGCUGAGGAGCUGCAGAGCCUUGUGCUGAGCCUGACGGAUAGUGAUGUAUGCAAAUGUCAAGUGAGGAAAAUAAGCUCUGCUUCUUCAAACCGUGUGUCCUGCUAGGUUGACAUGGCACAGCAGAGCCUGGAAAGUGAAGCAGUUUGUUAAAUGUCAGGAGCUACAACUCCUGUUAGGGAGUUUCCCAUGGCAUGUGGAGCAUUGCGGCCAUCUGGGAAGAAGGUGAAGACCUGGAUGCGACUCCUUCAGCAUUUGUCCUGUGUGCUGAGCCAGCUCUGAGGGUGCUGGAUGCCAUGCACUUGUGUCCUGUAGGAACUGGAGCCUUACUGGAGCAGAGCAGUCCUGCAUCUCACCUGAGCCUUGGUGACCUGAUAUCCAGAGGUAAUACCUUGCAAGAAGUACAGGACACCCAACUGGAGAGAGCUGCACUAAUGUACCAACAAGGGAUGUCUUCUAGCAGUAUCUGUUUGCUGUCUUUCCAGAUUCCUUGUACUCUUCCCCAUACCUCAGGAUGGAGCAAAACUGGGGAUGUAGAAGUAAGAGGUGCCAGAUACUCUUUCUUGACACCAUGAGUGGUCCUACUGCUCCUGAAAGACAAUAAUAAAGACUUAAAGAUAAAUAAAAUACCCUGUGCACAGUGAGAUGCCGUUGGGUUUCCAUAGCCCCUUGCUUUACCCCCAUGAAGAACUCCUGAGGAAGAGCAAGAUGGUUCUUUAUAGCUUCAGAGAAGGGAACAGCACCAGGCCCUCCAUCGCUGGGAUCACCACAGAGGGUAGCCUCUCAUGAGCUAGGCCAUGGCUGUGGAGGGGCCCUCCUCUGUGCUGUGUCAGAAUAUAUCAAAAGCAAAUCCUGUAACUCUUCCACUGGCUUCAGGCUUACAGUCUGUUUUUACAGUGAAAUAACCCAAUCAACAAGGAAGCCCUUGUGGCACAGCCAGAAUGCAGGGGAUGACGUUGGCGGGUGUCCUAAAAAUGUCACUGAAAAGGCAACCGUGAAGCUUCUAGAAAUGCUUGCUGCUGAACUGUAAUGUAUGAAUAUGGACAACCCUUCUAUCAAAGUCCAUGUUGGAGCCCUCGGUAGGCGGCCAGAUAUGUUUUCCUUUGAGUGGCUGCCAUCUGCCUAAAUUUAUGGCUUUUCCCUUCAGUGUUAAGUUCUCCCCAAGUUAAUCAGUAAACGUGCCCUGUUGUAUUUCACUCGUUCCCCUUGGGUGGGCUGGGUGCUUCUCCGCUCUGCUCCCAUCCAGGAUGCCGUGGGCUGUGGGGAGUGCCAGGCAGGGAAAGGGGAGCACCCUGGCACAGGACCAAGGGCUUGGGCUGCCUCUGAGUGCUGCAUGGGGGGGUUAUAAGCAAUGGCAUGAGAUGUGUUAUACCUAUCGUGGGGACCUUUGGCCAGGGGAGGAGACACUGAGGCACAUGUGCGGGCGUCAUACCAUGGUGGGGAGCUGCCAUUGAGGAACAUACGUGUCAGGAGCAUGCUGGAUGAAGAUGAGACGCCAUAAGCUUUUUCUGACUCUCUGCAUGGCUGGUCUCUGCCUCAUCUCCUUCUUGCACUUCCUGAAGGCCCUUUCCUAUGUCACCUUCCCCCGGGACCUGGCUUCACUUAGCCCCAACCUCGUCUCCAGCUUCUUCUGGAACAAUGCCCCCGUCACACCACAGGUUAGCCCUGAGCCAGGGGGUGCAGAAUUCCUCCGCACACCCCUGUACUCCCACUCUCCUUUACUCCAGCCCCUGCCACCCAGCAGAGCCAGUGAAGAGCUGCAUAAAGUCGAGUUUGUGUUGCCGGAAGACACAACAGAAUAUUUUGUCCGAACCAAAGCCGGUGGUGUCUGCUUUAAACCAGGUACCAAGGUGUUGGAGAAGCCACCAGUGGGAGGGCAGCUGGAGGAGCGCGCAGAUGGUGUGGCCUCAGGGCGGCCUGCUCGCAAGCCACUGAGCGCCAGUGGGACCAAGCGGCGCAAGUGGGUGGAGUGUGUGUGCUUGCCAGGCUGGCACGGCCCCAGCUGCGGUGUUCCCACUGUAGUCCAGUACUCCAACCUGCCCACCAAGGACCGCCUGGUGCCAAGGGAGAUCCCCCGGCGGGUCAUCAACGCUAUCAACAUCAACCAUGAGUUUGACCUGCUGGACGUCCGCUUCCACGAGCUAGGAGAUGUGGUGGAUGUCUUUGUGGUGUGUGAGUCGAACUUCACGGCCUAUGGAGAGCCACGGCCCCUCAAGUUCCGCGAGAUGCUCCUCAAUGGCUCCUACGAGUACAUCCGCCACAAAGUGCUCUAUGUCUUCCUGGACCACUUCCCUGCUGGUGGGCGCCAGGAUGGCUGGAUCGCUGACGAUUACUUGCGCACCUUCCUCACCCGAGAUGGUAUCUCUCGUCUCCGCAACCUGCGCCCAGAUGACGUCUUCAUCAUCGAUGAUGCUGAUGAGAUACCAGCUCGUGAUGGAGUGCUCUUCCUCAAGCUCUACGAUGGCUGGACAGAACCCUUCGCCUUUCACAUGCGCAAGUCUCUCUACGGCUUCUUCUGGAAGCAACCGGGCACCUUGGAGGUGGUCUCAGGCUGCACUAUGGGCAUGCUCCAGGCUGUCUAUGCUACCGAUGGGAUCCGUCUGCGACGCCGUGAAUACUACACCAUGCCUGGCUUCCGGCAGUAUGAGAACAGCACGGGACACAUCCUGGUGCAGUGGUCGCUGGGCAGCCCCCUCCACUUUGCUGGCUGGCACUGCUCCUGGUGUUUCACCCCAGAGGGGAUCUACUUCAAACUGGUAUCUGCCCAGAAUGGGGACUUCCCCCGUUGGGGUGACUAUGAGGAUAAACGAGACCUCAAUUAUAUCCGGGAGCUGAUCCGGACUGGUGGCUGGUUCGAUGGUACGACGCAGGAAUAUCCUCCUGCUGACCCUAAGGAGCACAUGUAUGCUCCCAAGUAUCUGCUCAAGAACUACCAGCAGUUCCACUACUUGCUGGAGAACCCGUAUCGAAAAGCGGAGGGUGCUGGUUGAGGCCACUGGGACUCGUGUGGGAAAUCAGAACAUGACAAAGGGAAAGAGUCGGGUGUUUGUCUGUUCCUUUCUUUAUUGUUUUCUUUGAUUCCAGGUGGGUUGUGCCAUUUCUCCAUGGUCUCUGUCCUCCUUCCCUUCUCUUCUUCCCAGGGUGAUGCCUGGGGACAAAUUCCUCAGACAAAUGAAGGGAGACCUGGGCAGGAGGAGGGGAGAAGUGUGGGCAGUAGCACAAAGACCUCCCUGCGUCUCCUGGACCUUUCUGCUGGCUGGAGUGAAUUGCUGCAGCCAGCUGGUGGGUUUUCUUCCAUGGGGGGCUGGGAAGGCUCCCUGAGGAGAGAGGGCAGCUGUUCCCAUCCACCUUCAUCUGUUGUGGAUAGGAGCAAGCACAGAUGUGAGCCUGAGCUGUUCAUUGAGCAUGUGAGUCAACAGGCACAAAGCGAUGCGAGGGAUCACGUGUGCAGAUGUGUGUCACAGGCAUUUUUUGGAUGAGUGAAUGUGCAAAAGCAUCUCAGUAUGCAUUUAUUUUUUUAAUACCUCUAUGUUCAAAGUAUUUUGGGGAAGGCAAAUCCUUUGCUUCCGAGGUGUUCUCUCCUACACGCUGCCUCCUCCCACUAAUUUAGUAUGUGUGCCCAGGGCUGUCUCUUGGCCUGAUGCUCUACCAGACCUGAAACAGGCAGGUGGGAAGCAGAGAGGAAUGCUGAUUUGUUUAGUGUUUUUUGUUUUGUUUUGUCUUUUCUUUCUGUUUACUCCCUUUUCACCCUGCCCCCACAAUGCUGCACUGGCUUGCUCCAUAGGAGCUGAAGCAUCUUCCCUGCAGCAUGUGCUUUGUUUGGGUCUGGGAUAAGCUGCAGGGGACUAAAUCAGAUGGUGGGAGUAAAUGUUUACAAGUGCAUGGUUUCCUAUGUGCAUGAGUGCUAACAUGCAUGGUUUUGGUAUGCAUGUGGAUGUUUGUUACUGGUGUUGGGAGGGGAGGGGUCAGAGUUGGUCUUGGGUGGUGUGCGUGGUUUCAGGAAAUGGUGGGGUCCAUAAGCUGUGAUCUGUAUUGUCGUGGAUGACAUUUUGGGGAGAGCAUCAGCUCUGCAUAGCAGGGUGUGCUAUGUGGAGCUGUUACACGCCUCUCUGGCUGCCUUUCCACCCCUGUGGGCUGUGCUUGCUGCAAAGAUUCUGUUUACAUGUGCUGGCUAUUUCUUCUUGCCAUUGGGGAAAUGAGAGGAGAAGGGCAAAGCUCUGAGUCACUGACGGGUGUCGUGGGGAAACACAAGGCAUGUCAAGGCACAGGACCCAUUGGGAGCUUGUGGGGAAUGGGGCUGUGGAUUGACUCCAUCUGAGACCAGAAGACUUUUCUGGGACAAUCACGCGAUCCACAGCCUGAGCUGUGCAGAUGAGGCCAUGCAGAGUAGACGAGAUGUAGGAUGACAUCCCUUGCAGCUGGUGGGCCAGUGCCCACGCAGAGUUGGAUGCUGAUGGGUAGCCAAGAUCUAGCCUGUUGCUGUAGUGGAUUCAUUCAGCUCAUGGAGGAGGCAGAUUGGCAUCUCCACCCUCACCACCCUUCCUUAGCAGAUGGCUUGACAGAGUGCCCAGAGCCUGCACUGUGGUGGGAAGAGGGAAAAAAACAUGAACGUGCUCUGUUGGCCUUACAGUGGAAAUACUGACUCGUCCUCCAAACAAAUAAGUGAGGAUCAUGUGGAGGAGGAGAAUGUUGUCAUAACGAAGAGUGACCCUGAUAUCAGGCCAGCUAUGCUGGAGCAAGAGGGUUUCGGUCGACCUCAACUCACUCCAUCAGGGCUUCAUAUGCCUGUAUCAUCCAGCCCAUUCUCUCCAUUGUGCUCCAUUCCUAUCUCUGUGACUCUCUCUUCUGUUUGCUUCUCUAAAGAAAUGGAAAGCAUCACGAAAGAUAAUUUGGUUCCCUAAGAAGAAUGAAAUUUGAACAGAAAAAUGAGUGUCAUUUUUCUGAUCAAACCGAGUUGGAGUUCAUCUUAGUUCCUUACCCCAUCUCACAUGCCAUAAUGCCUGCUUGGAAGAACUGAGGGAUCCCCUCUUCUCUUAUUGGUUGGGUUUUGUUUUUGUUUUGUUUUUGUUGUAUUAAAAACAAAAAACAUGUGUAUGUUGCUGUUUUCCCUUGUGAUGUGUGUCUCCCAAGGAGAGGAACGUCCCUUUGAGAACUGAGCAGGAGAAGGCUUGGUGGGUGGAAUGCUCUCCCCUCAUAGAGAAGCUGUGGCUGUGCCGAGCUCAGUCUUGUUGAUGCAGGAGGGAAUCUUGCCACGGUCAUAGAGAGGUCUUAGGCAGGGGGAGACUGUAGAGAAAUCAGGACUCAGCUGACAAAGAAGGAGUGACAUUUAGCAAGAUUAGAGCGAUAGCACUGAGCCUGCUGCAUGAGGGCUUUCCCCAGGGAUAGCCAGAGGAGAGCCUGGUGUAUUAACACAAGGGAUUUGGUAGCAGUAACGUGGAAAUUAAAAAGGGAAUAAGCUAUUCCUCAUUUUUAAUCUAGGACCUACAUUCAGGCAUUGCCUUACCUUGGUGACAGCUACACAAGCCUCAGAUCAGGCAUUCCUGAAGACGAGAGAGAAGUCAGUCUUUGCAUGGGUGCUUUGGGAGAAGCAGAGCCCCACAAGAAAUGAGCUGAAGCACACGCUUGCUAAGGCUGCACCACCCACUCUGCAGUGGGAGCAGCCUCUCCCUUCCUACCAGCCCUUCCCUUACAUUGGCUCCUGCUGGGAUUUUUAGCAUAUUGCAAGUUGUGUUUUCAUCACUGGGGAAUGGUUUUUGUCUCAGGAGAUUUAGAUAAGCCGUAACUGCAGUUAUCAGCAUCUCCUAUUCCCAAAGUUCACCCUGUUCCCUUCCCUCCCCUCUCCUCCACUAUUUGCUCCAUUGUUUCCCUCUUCUCUCUUCUGAGAAGGUCCCACUGGAACAGAUGAGAUGAGAGCAGCAUUGGGGCUCUUCUGCGUGAUUCUGGUCCUGUCCACCUCCUGGAUGUCUCCAUUUCCUUAUUAUUAGGAAAUCAGAUUUAAAACAGGCUUCUGUUGUGGAUGCAGGAAGGGACUUCACAGCUGAAAUGCAUUUUUUCUUUCUCAAGAAUCAUCCAGUCUUUUGAUUUAAGGCCAAACCAGUUAAUGUUCCUGUUGUUUCUGUAAGUCCUGUGUUUAUUAUCCUUAGGGAGUUGGAGUGCUUGUCAUUAAAAAUCUUCCAUCGCCUCCCUUGAGGGAUGGGGACAAGCAUGAUGAUUUCUGCACAGUGAUUUCCCAAGGUGAUGGCUUGCCCUCAGCCAUCCCUGUCUCAGCCAGACAAUGAAGUUUGGAAAGAGAAGAACUGAAAAGCAAAUCCCAUUCUGCCCCAGGACUGGUUGUUGCAGUGAAGCCAUGAGCCUUUCUGGGACUAAUGUUAUCCAUGGUUCAACAACCUUUCCCUGCAGCCGUGUGCUUUUUCUUCCCCAGAACCUUUCCACCUUCAGAUUAAUUGGUGUCAGGGAAGGCUGGAUAGAUGAGGCAGCACAUGGCAUCCCUAUACUUUGCCUUUCUUUAUGCCCAACUCUGCUCGACUUCUUUUGUGCCCAUGCAUGGCUUUGGGAUGGGGAGCUUCUCUUCCUCCUUUCUCUCUGGUGAAGAAGAGGAUGUAGGCUGAUGCCUCUGCCCCUCUGGAGGAAUAAAGGCAGUGAGGUGGUGCAGUACCCAGCAAGGGACAGGAUGGGGUUGUGCCUGCAUGAAGGACAGCACACUCAACAGUCCGCUCUCGCUGUUGCUUUCUCUGAUCCAUGUGUCCUGCUGAGGUGUUUGCUGUUGUGCAGCCUGUUCUGUGUGCCUCUGUGCUGGUUAAAGGAAGGGGACCUUGUGGCCUCCAGGUAACUUACAAGUCAGGAUGGGGGCAGCGUUAGUACAGAACAGCUGUUUGUUCCCCUGGUGCCUCUUGGUGUGUCCUUGUGGGGUGGCAGUGUCUCUUCCUGUCCUACUGCUUCUGCCAGCGCUCUGUGGCUGCUAUGCCUCUGCACUGUGAAGAUGUGUCGGGAGUCACUCCUGGUCCUGUUAGCAAACACUGGCGGUGAAGAGGGAAGGGGUGGCUCUUCCUGGCCUCACUGACCUCAAUCCUUGGUGGGAAGGGAGGGAAGCAUGGUAGAAUGGAUCCCAAAUCCCUCCAUUGCUGCGUUUCCCCUAUCCACCAAAAAAUCACCUUCUGAUUUCUGAGACAUUGGACGAAUCUGCUCUUACUGAAAAAAGACGGGGAGCUGGAGAUGUCAGGAGUGGCUCUAAUCCAGCACCAAGGAGAGCUGUUUCUGAUGAGAUACACCAACAUCUAAAGCAUUGGAGACUACAGAAAAUGGCUUAAAAAGGGAUUUGAAAUGCUCUGAAACUAAGGAUCAAAGCCACUGUUGUUUUUUUUCCUUCCUUUGAGGAUGGUGAUGCAGAAUUGUCCUGGGGGAGGCCCAGCAGCACUAGGUUCCACCUGGAUCUCCUAGUGGUGUUGCCACUGGGGUGGCCCCAGGACACUGUAUUGGUGAAGGAACGUGUGGACUUGCCAAAAACAAUUAAAAAAGAAAAAGAAAAAGAAGAAGAAAAAAGGAAAAAGAAUCUGCAAAACUCCUUUCCACUCUGUAAUUUAUAAACAGCAAAGUAAUAAUGAACUUUUUGUAAGGAGAAAUCAACUGUACAUUCUGAAAUCAUUUUCUCUGUAAAUGGUUGGAUUUCAUUUCACCCUUAAAGGGAUGCUUAAAAGGAGGAAAUAAUAAAAAUAAUAAUUAAAAGAAAAUAAAGAAAAUCACAAAGUCUGAAAGGAAACC